AAUUAACACCAAUUUUAAACCACUGUAUCGAAUUGUAGACAGGGAGGGAGCCAUCGUUAAUUCACAACAAUACUUCCAAAGGCUAAUUCAUAUAAAACGCGGCUAUAAAAGGAACUUGACAUCUUAUAUGUAAUUAAAAAUAACAAUUACCUUAUAUUUAUUUUCCCAGCCAAGAUGGCGCUAGCAACUGAAAAAUAAUUUUCUUCACCCCAUACAGUACGUAGGCCAAGGUCACUCUAAAACCAGGGGGUAUGAUCACCGACCCAGACGUAAAACUCUGUCGGCUUUGUCGCACUAGCUCAUAUGCAUAAGCAUAAGCCGACAUAUGCAGACGCACCAAGAUCUUGGUAAUUAAUUAGCUUCUUUUGUUAGGAAUAUUUCCAAGGAAAGGCGCUAAUUAUCAACAUCUAACGGCAUCUGCGUAUGUUAGCUUACGCUUAUGCAUUAGGGAGAACCAGCCUAUACAGCGUGACAUCUUUUCAUUUCAUUUUACACUUGGGAGGAAUGAACACUCAAUAUGCAUGAACCUCCGUUGCAGCCGGCUAAUUCAUUAUCAAACACGCAUUGACUACAUCCUAAUUAGCUUUAAGCCGCUACAAUGCAAUGAACAUGUCAUGAUCAUUUAGUUUCGUUUUUCUUCUUCCUGUUGCUUGUUUUUAAAACACUGCAGCGACGCUGCUUGGUCGCUGGCUGAACUUUUUGUGGCUGUGACGCAACUCAUCACGUAACUGCCGAAUAGUAAAAGAGCCAUUAAAGCACGAUGAACACGAUUGAUUACUUACUAUAAAGUCCUCUUGAAAGACGAUUGGCAUGUAAAUUAAGCUAGCUGCGUAAUUUGCAUGUUUUUAUAAGGUAUUACAUGUACACUGUAGCUCAUAUAAGGUCAUAUAAGGUCAUAUAAGUUCGACACAGGUACGCAGUGCCAUUGGAAUUUCUCGUACUAAACUGACCACGACUGGGAAACACACAAGAUAUAUGACUCUAUGACAAGAAUAUAACACACAUAACAGUACUACAUGUCGAAACAAACAAACUUUUCCUCCAAAUUAUAGCUGUUAGAUUUCGAUAUGAGUUUGCUAUACCUCAUUAAGUUUACUAUCGAGUACAAAGGAAUACCACAGAAACAGUUUAUUAAGACCUGGGCUACCGAGGCCGAUGUAGCACUGAAAGCCAAAGAAAAGGGCAAAAUACUUCAAAUAUGGAAGGUGGUCGGAGAACGCAAAGUAUUUUGCGUCAUGAGAGCCGAUAGCCCUGACGAUAUAGACCGUCUUUCAUUUCACCUUCCGAUGUUCAAAGAGAUGGGAGACCAGGUUCAAAUGGAAGUGACACCUUUAAGGUCUUACGCAGGGUUAGCUACUGAUCUGAAGCAAAGAGUGAACGCUGGAGAUGAGGCGAUAUUUGAAGACAUACCCACAGUCCCAAAAGCAGGUUUAUUCUACUGGGUUACAUUUAAUAUCGAAUACCCAGGCAAGACGCAAGACCAACUAUUGACCGUGUGGCUUGAGGAAGCUAAAGCCGCUUUGCGAGGCAAGAAAAGUGGAAGAGUGGUGGACUUGUGGAAAGUGGUGGGAGAACGAAAGGUGUUCAUUCUCUUAUGUGUCGAGAGCCCAUAUGAAGUGGAUCGCAUUUCGUUUGACCUGAGAUCAAGUAUUCAACAUUCGGCUAAUAGCACUAGCGGGGAAAUUAUCUUUUUUGGUAACUUGUAAAGUAGCUUUACAUUGCAAUCCUGUCGUUUACAUUUCCAAAAGUGACUGGCUUCCACAGGUAUCAGAACAAUGGAAAAAGCAAACAAACAAAACCCCCGGGCGUACAAGGGGAGAGGGGUGGCUGCAUGCACUCCUCCAUAACUUUUUUCAAAAGUUUUAAAGAGACUUUUUACUCUAAGAUACUCAAGUGUGUGUCCAUUAUUUUUGACGUUGCCGUGGCAACCACAAAUUUGAUGUAGGUCAGGUCGAAAAAUCAUGUUUUCUUGACACAAUUCUCUAUUUUUCCAGUGUUCUUCAUCCAAUUGCAGAAAUUCAUAACUGUUUAAAUUCCAUAAGUAUUCUGGCUUGAAUUUGCAUUAAUCCCCGCUGGAAUCCAAGAUGGCGGAUCCAAGAUCCCGGGACAAAUGACCUCAUUUGACGUCAUAACUAACAAGAAUGGUGUCAAGCUCAGGGCUAUCUACUCAAUAGAAAUUAUUUUCGCUGUGCCUUAACAGAACGAAAACGCAAGGGAGGGGUUCCAUUCAAACCCACUCACUCCCCCCCCCCCGCCCCCUUUUGAAUCAUGGUGCGGGAUAUGAAUCCGAGGGUUAAGUUAAACUUCCAAGUCUGAAAGGCAUUGUGCUCAAACCAGCCUUAGAGCCACUUCAACAAGCGUCUGGAAAUUUGACGUUUUCAACAAGGGAAAGUCCCGCAAAGGCUCAAAGGGGGUUUCUCCGUACCCGUAUGGGGAAAAUCUGUUGAGUGAUGCGAACGCAGGCAUAAAAUUGACAUUGCAAUUUUUGCGCCUGCACUCCCCUUUCGCAGUCUAUUUCUAUAACGUAUAUCUGUGCAGGAUUUCUUUGGACGAGAGAGUCCAAGAGGGGUAAAGGGGUAAGACUGUGAAAAGGUAAAAGCCACACCCAAGAGGUACAAAGACGACCAUAUCCUCUUGAAAGAGCCAUAAGCUUUUAAUAUUUAAUAUUUUUAUUUACCAAUAUUUAACCUUGCACAUUAAUCCCUUUAUUAUCGUGCUGUGGACAUGUUUGGGCGAGUAACAAACAGCUAAGAAAACCUUCCUCGAAUAACUCCUCCGAAUGUCUGAGCAUUCAAAGGUUUCUCCACAGAUUAACAACAAUCUGCACAAAGCGGCACGAAAACAACGCUUUCACAUUUCAGGAAGGAUUAUGCUCGUUCCUUGAAUCUUUGCUGUGUGGUAGAUCUCGAUAUCUCGUACACAAACAUCUCCACAUUAAAAAAGCUAAACAGUUAUUUGCUAAGUAUAUCGAUAAAAAAAUUAAAUCAAAGAUAUUCACCGGCAAAGUUUACUGUGUUUGCUGUAGUCAAUGAACAGUCACUCGAGGAGAAGUCCUCAGUUCUUCAAAUAUAAAGCGUUGUAAAACAAAUAAAGAUCCGGAC
Messenger RNA from Orbicella faveolata, 3101 nucleotides. RefSeq lists its product as uncharacterized. The record is from RefSeq and is a predicted model, not a curated record. Lineage: Eukaryota; Metazoa; Cnidaria; Anthozoa; Scleractinia; Merulinidae.